AUGGAGCCGCUGCUGCAGCCGGGCCUCGGGCAGCACGGGUCCCCCGGCGGCAGCCCCGACAGCCGCCGCCCGCGCGGCAGCGGGGCGGGGAGCCCCCUGGCCGUGCGGGCCGUGCGGAGCGACCCGCGCGCUCCCACGGCCACCCGGCCGUCGAGCCCCGGGCGCGCGCCGGGCGGGGCCCGGAGCCCGAGCAGCGAGGGCGGCGCUGGUUCGCCUUCGACGCACGCGGUCGUGGAGGCGGCCCCGAGCCUGGGCGAGGAGCCAGCGAGCAUCGAGCUGACCGAAACCGACGACGAGGGCCACCCUGCCGCGGCGGCGCAGAGCCUGCCCCACGCCCUGAGGAGGGCCGUCGUGCGCGGCGCCGCGGCGGAGCUGAUCAGUGUCCUGGACGCGGAGAGCAUGGGAAGUCGUGGCUCGGUCGAGGCCCUCGACGACGGGCGCGCUACCAGACGCACGUCGUCUCUCAGGGAUCGGCUCGAAUCUGCUGUCUUCGACCCGGUCCGAGACCUGAAUCCACGGGAGCGCCAGGUGCUGAUCAUACGGUCGUUCCGGCAUCUGCCCGCGGAGGAGGUCAAAGCGGUGGCACAGAGCAUCGGCGAGAAGGCCCACAGAGCGAUCCUCUCCAGCGUGUUCGAGGACGUGAACCUCGCAGAGCUGAAGCACUGCGCCGAGCUCCUGAGCUACGUGUCUCGGGGCCCGUGCGGCGCCCAGUCUCCUCUGAAGGCCUUCGCGGCGGGCCUUGACGGCGAGGCCGCUGCGGAGCUCUGCAAGAAUCUCCUCCACCGCUUGAGCUGGGAGGAGGUCUCGUCGACGGUGGCAUCCUUAGAGAUGGGAGCGAGGAGGAGCAUCUCCAAGCGCGUGCUCUGCCAAGAGUCUGACGGCGUCGCCGUCCAGACGGACGAGUCCUUCGCUCGCAGGUCCAGCUCCUGCAGGUCCAGCUCCCUCCUUCCACAGUCCCAGAGGCCCACCGUCGCGUCGUCGCUCGCGACCAUUGGCCCAGCCGCCGCCGAGUGCGUGGCCGUGCAGACGGACGCACCGCACUGGGCACCCGGUCCUGGCAGCGCGGCCGCAGCGCCGCAGGCUGCCGCCGCGCCGGAGCACGGCAGCAGCGCCUCGAGGCGCCGCGAGGAAGCGCCGGCGCCGCUGGCUACCCUGGAGCCCUUGGCCGCCGCCGAGGGCCUCGCCGGGCGCCUCUCGCAGGCGCACGCGCUGGACGCCGCUCUGCCGCCGCCCGCGGCCGGCGCCCGCGGGCCGGGGGCGGGCGCCCCGGAGCUGCCGACGCCGGCCUUCGGAGCCCGCGAGCCGCUGUCGCCCAGCUCGGGGCCGGAGCCCUGUGUCGGCUGCGGCACGCCUGGCAGCAGCCGCGGGAGACGCCGCGCGUCCAGCGCCAGUCGCGGGCGUGAGCCCACGCGGGAGGGCGCAGGGCGGACAAUUAGCUGCCCCGACCUCCAUCGGGACAGGUCUCCAGCCGGUUUCAACGCCCGCUCCGCGCGCGCCAGGGAGUUCGACCCAGUCGACGCGCUCGCGAUCCGCGGCCGUGUCUUCGACGCGUUCAGCUCCCAGCACCAGCCGCCAGAGGCCCGGACUUGCGCGCAGAGCUGUCAGACUGCCGUCUCGGUCGACGCCCAGGAGCUGGAGCUGCGGCUGCAGCUGCUCGAGCACGGCGCCGAGGCCGCGGCGGGCGAGGGCGCCGCGGGGGCCCACGCGCUGGCCGUGGAGCGCGAGCUGGCCGAGCUGGCCUGGAAGUUCCUGAGGCGGCCGAGGGGCUCCUGCUGGCAGGGCGUGCUCGGGGGCCUCGAGCGGCUGCACGGCGCCCUCCCGAGCUGCGGGGCCGCCGCCGCGGGCGGGAUCGGCGCCGACGGGCUCGAGGAGUCCUCCGCCGCCGGGCAGGGCCCGCACCAGCCCGUUCUGGGCAGCGAGGGGUCUGCGACGAACGAUGCGGCAGCCUCGAAGCCCUCCGCGGCCGCCGCGGCUGCCCCGGCGCCCGCGCCCGAUGCGGCACCUCCCAGUGGCGCGCCGCCCGAGCCAGCGAUGGCCGAGCCCCUCGUUGCUGGCAAGGCCCAGCCGCCAACUGCGGCCGAGGCCACCCCCGCGGAGGCGGCGCAGCCGCCGCCCGACCACGCGGCGGGAAUGGCACCUGCGGCGCCAGCUGAACGUGCCGGCUGCGCGGCGGACACGGGCGCACAUGCCGAGCUGGCAGCGGGCACCGUCGUGGCGGCGCCACUCGCGCGUGCUGAGCCAGCGGCUCCCAUUUCCAGCAUCGCGGCUGCGCCCACCGAGCAGGACGAGGACUCUGGCCUGGCAUGCUGCCUUCCUCAGGUUGUGCCAGUGGAGGCCGAGACGUUCGGCCAUGCCGUGACGACUCCGCUGGAGACAUCAGUAACGGCUUUGACAGGAGCCAGGCCAGUGGCAGCCGCAUCGGCAGCCCCCGGCGGCGGCGGUCCUGCCAGCGUAGCCCACGGAGAGUCCGAGAUCAUCGGCUCAGCUUCCGCCACGGCCGCACUCGCUCAGCCAGCGCAGGACGCCCUGCGGGCGGUUCUGGGCGACAUGCCGCCAGGCUGGGACAUGAGGCAGCCAGGUGCGCUCCCGCAGCGAGAGAGUCCAGUUCACAGCCCACAGAGCCGCAGGUCGCCGAAGGCUUGGCUCACGGAGUGCGCCGACCUCGUCCUGGCUUCCGAAUCGAAGCUGGUAGAGCCACCGCAGGAGAAAGGGCACUCUGCGGGAGGACCGCUGCCCGACCUGUGGUCCGUCCUGCCCCGCCCGCCCUCGGAGGAGACGUCGGCGGCGCCACGGGCCUCCAGGCCGUCGAAGCUGGCCAACGUGGCCCUCGAUCUGACGGGGCCGGCGCGUGGGCCGGGACUGGAGCAGCUGCCUUCGGCGGCGAGGGCCGCGGCGGCCGAGCUGCCGUCGCUGGCUCAGAGGGCGGAGGCCCCCGAGGUGAGGCAGCGCGUGGCGAGCCCGCCGCCGCGCGCCGCCCGGCAGCUCCUGCCAGCGCACCCCGCGGGCGCGCGGAGGCAGGCCAGGACGUCUUUGGCGAGGUCCCCUGCGGCUGGCCCGCGGGACGGCGACGGGCCCCACGGGGCGGAGCAGGCGCACACCCUCGCGGCCCUCACGGGGCUGCACGAGCAGACGGCGGGCCACGGCGGCCCGCUCGGCGGCUCGCUCGGCGGCUC
Molecule: messenger RNA, 3173 nt
Organism: Prorocentrum cordatum
Lineage: Eukaryota; Dinophyceae; Prorocentrales; Prorocentraceae
Source: the annotation of a GenBank genome assembly